Molecule: messenger RNA, 1845 nt
Organism: Pelecanus crispus (Dalmatian pelican)
Lineage: Eukaryota; Metazoa; Chordata; Aves; Pelecaniformes; Pelecanidae
Source: RefSeq, a predicted model, not a curated record
AUGCUUGCCCCUGACUCAGCUUUGACAUUGGAGCAGGGCUGGCAAACCACAGAGGCAACGGGAAGCCUCCAGAACCUGAAGAAAUUUAACAACCAGGACUUCAACAGCCUGCGAACCUUGUGUCUGAGCCAAGGACUGCUUUUUGAGGAUGCCACCUUCCCCGCUCACAUCAGCUCCAUUGGUCCCAACCUGCUCCCACAGGAUAAGCUGUGGCAAAUACAAUGGAAGAGGCCAACUGAACUUCACAGAAAUCCUUAUUUGAUUGUGGAUGGAGCUAGCAGAUUUGAUAUCAUGCAAGGAGAAAUAGGUUGCUGCUGGAUGCUGGCUGCCCUGGGCUCUCUGACACAGCAGAAGCAUUUUUUGGAAAAUGUUUUACCAAAGGGCCAAGGAUUCCAGGACAAUUAUGCUGGGAUUUUUCAUUUCCGGUUCUGGCAAUAUGGAGUCUGGGUUGAUGUAGUGAUAGAUGACCAGCUGCCAUUCCUAAAUGGGAGAUACCUGUCUGUAUACCCUCGAACAUCAAAUGAAUUCUGGCCAUCCUUGCUGGAAAAAGCAUAUGCCAAGUUACGGGGCUCCUACCAGAACUUGCAUGGAGGCUACCUUUCUGAUGCUUUAGUAGACCUCACAGGUGGAGUCCAAGUGCAGUUUUCAUUGAAGGAUCCCCCUCCUGAUCUGGAGGAGAUACUGAAAGCGGCUGACAAAUCACGAAGUCUGAUGGGGUGUAGCACCUCAGGCCAGCUGCGGAGGAACAAAGAGCUGAGGAAUGGGAUUGUACAGGGUCAUGCCUACACUGUCACAGGAGCUGUGAAGAUACGCUACAAGAAUGGCUGGAAACAUAUUAUCAGGAUCUGGAAUCCAUGGGGCCAUGGGGAGUGGAAGGGGCCCUGGAGUGAUAACUCUCCUCAGUGGGACCAUGUUGAGCCUCGAUUCAGAGAAGCCCUGCUCAGAAAUAAGAAUGAUGGAGAAUUCUGGAUGUCCUGUGAAAACUUCAAGGAGCAGUUUUCAUGGCUGUGUAUAUGUAAUAGCACCCCAACGUUUCUGGACUUUGGAGAUCAGCACUGCACAACGUGGUCCGUGGACAGGCACAUCAACCUGUGGAGUCCAGUCCUUGCCACAGACAGGAACAAGUGUUCUCCAGUGCCAGAUUAUGACCCAAAAACCUACAAUGUAGUCAUUUCACUCAUGCAAAAACAUGCUGAGCAUAUGCAGGAUGCAAAAAACCUGACGAUUGGCUUUUUGAUCACCAUGCGGAACUCCGAAGUUCUGAAAAAAAUUUUUUCCCUGACUCGAGACGUGACCAAAUACUUUACCUUGAGCCCAGGAACUUAUGCUGUUGUUCCUGCUACAACAGACAACCAAGAAUUUGAAUUUCUCUUACGAAUUUUCAUGAAGAAUGAAGACUACAAUGAGAACUCAAACUACCCACCCAGCCCAUUGUUGCCAAUGGGCUCAGCUAUUAAUGCCUCGCAGCUGCAACAACUCCUUAAUGAAGUGAUCCUGCAAGAUGAAAUGACCAGCCUGGGAGGAAGAUUCAGCUUCGAUUCAUGCAGAGGCAUUUUAUCUCUGAAGGAUCUCAACUCGAAUGGACAACUCACACUGCAGCAGUUCAGGAGCCUCUGGCAAAGUCUCACUAAGUACAUGGACAUCUUCAGGAAGGAAGACAGAAAUCAUUCUGGAUUUCUUGAUGUGUCUGGACUGAAGAGUGCAAUACAGACAGCAGGCCUGGCCGCUAGCGAGCAGCUGCUGCUCCUGAUGGCCCUGCGGUACGGCGAUGCUGCCAGGAGAAUCGGCUUCUCUGACUUUGUGUACUGCAUGCUGCGCCUUGAAACCAUGACCUACAUCCUGUAA